This is a messenger RNA of Aspergillus tubingensis, 2457 nucleotides long. RefSeq names its product putative C6 transcription factor. Bases 1 to 2457 code for a protein of 818 amino acids. The transcript has 2 exons. NCBI's taxonomy places the organism in Eukaryota, Fungi, Ascomycota, Eurotiomycetes, Eurotiales, Aspergillaceae. Gene Ontology annotation, biological process: regulation of DNA-templated transcription; DNA-templated transcription. Gene Ontology annotation, molecular function: DNA binding; DNA-binding transcription factor activity, RNA polymerase II-specific; zinc ion binding. The record is from RefSeq and is a predicted model, not a curated record.
AUGUCCACUUCGUCUGUGAUCUCACUCUCAGCCCCAUCGUCCCUCUCGCCCAGGAACGGGUCUGACGUUGUGCCUGGCCCGCAUACCAGCCACGACACCCACGGCAUCCCUUCCCAUUCCGCACAAGACCACAGCUUGCGCAGCUGCAUCACUUGCCGUCGGAGAAAAGUUCGCUGCAACAAGAAAACCCCUUGCUCCAACUGCGCCAAGGCCGGGAUCCAGUGUAUCUUUCCCCCACCAGGAAGGGCACCACGCAAAGUCAAACGACCACAAGAUGCGGAGCUCCUGUCUCGCUUAAGGCGCCUCGAGGGUGUCAUUGAGCAUCUCAGCGAAAAGAAAGCGACCGGUGCUGCGGUGUCAUCUCCUGAUACGCCUUCCCCGCGGGUACAACAGCAUCCUCAAAAUUCACCCGCACCCCCGGCCAAUGCGCAGGCCUCGGUGCCUGAUGGUGAUGGUGAUGGCUGCCCGCUUCUUAUGGAUGCAGCCAAGCUGGAUCCUACCAGGCCGAUAGCGCCGCGGAAUAUUGAGCAUGAGUUUGGUCGAUUGGUUAUCGACGAGGGUCGAAGCCGUUAUGUUAGCAAUCGAUUCUGGGCGAGUCUCGGAGAUGAGAUCGAGGAACUGCAAGAUAUUCUAGACCCGUCGUCUUCGGACGAGGAAGACUAUCCGUCUCCUGAGACAUCGUCAAGCCAUUCGGCCAACCAUGAUGGGUUUUUAUUCGGGUUCUAUUCCGUUUCACACUCACUACACGAUUUCCUACCGCCGAGAUCCCAAAUUCCCUUAUUAUGGAAUACCUGGUUGGAAAAUGUGGCGCCCUUGAUACCAAUCGUUCAUAAAGCAAGCGCCAGGCAGCUAUUCACUACAGCUUCCCAAGAUCCAAACAGCUUGGAUAAGAACUUUGAGGCGCUAUUCCUUGCAAUGUGCAUGGUCGCGAUUAUCAGCAUGUCGCCCAGCCAGUGUUCAGUUCACCUGGGAGAAGAGAGGGAUGUGCUUGUCAAGCGAUACCGGUUUGCAGUCGAGCAGGCGCUUUCCAAAGCGGAUCUCUUGAAUACUCAAAAUAUCACUCUUCUACAGGCUGUGGUCAUAUUCUUGAUAGGCGUUCGUCGAGAAGAUGACACCAAAUUUGUCUGGUCUAUGACAGCGCUUGUUCUUCGCCUUGCGCAAGGGCUGGGUCUCCAUCGUGACGGCACCAACUUCGGCCUGAAGCCUUAUGAAACGGAGAUGCGACGACGACUGUGGUGGCACAUUUGCUUGUUGGACAUCCGGGCAGCCGAGGAUCACGGGUCUGAUGCACAGAUUCAUGAAAGAUUGUACGAUACUCGACUGCCACUGAAUAUCAAUGACGAGGACAUCACGCCGGACAUGAAGGAGCCUCCUAAGGAGAGAGUAGGCUGGACUGAAAUGACAUUUUGCCUGAUUCGCUGCGAUAUUACAGUUGCUGUGCGUCGAGUCAGCUACACUUGUCCGAACGCCCCUUUCAUUUCGGCAACCCGACAGCUCAACCCUGAUAACUGCUCCAAGGUGAUUAGGGCGAUCAACGACCGCAUUGAGGACCGAUAUAUUAAACAUUGUGACAUGAAUAUUCCGAUUCAGUGGGUCUGCGCGACGAUUGGUCGUCUGAUCCUGACCAAACUCUGGCUCGUCAUUCAUCAUCCGAUGACCCGGCCUGAACGAGGCUUAACGCUGAGCCACGCAAAUCGUGAGAGCUUGUUUGCUACUUCAGUGGAGGUGGCUGAGUUCCAGCGACUGCUGGAUGGCGACGUCAAGACGUACAAAUGGAGCUGGCUCUUUGCCACGAAUAUGCAAUGGCAUGCCAUUGCCUUUGUGCUGUCAGAGCUUUGUGUCCGCCCACUCAGUCCUCUUACCGACCGGGCAUGGAAAUGCGUGAGCACCCUAUAUACAGAGUGGAUCAAGAACAGCAAGCAGCGGAAAGGCAUGCUCUGGCGUCCGCUUUCCCGCUUGAUGAAGCGAGCAACCGCGUUCAGAGCCAAGCAAGAGGAGAUGCGCGCGCAGAUGAGUUCCGGCAUAAUUGCAGCUCACGAUGUCACUGCCCCGAAUUGCCCUGGAAUCUCAAUUAUACAGCCCCCAGUCCUGCCCCGAGCACUGGACUUCCAGGCUUCACCAACAACCCAAGAGAAUGAACCCUUGCAUGGUGUGCCCGAGAACGGCGGACUCGAUUUCGAUUUGCGCGACGGACCAGUCAGCGUGAUCAAGGAUUUAUUCCCCGACACGGACUGGCUGAACCCUGCCACAGCAGCCAGCAUACAGCAGCAGGAGUGUUCGGGCGCGUCGAUAGACACGCUAGUGAGGCCGGCGGAGCCGAGCGAGACCCAGCAGGAGAUGCCUAAUGCGAAUCUCAACUGGGAAGAAUGGGAUCAGGUCAUGACUGAUUUCCAGAUGGACCUGCAAGCGUCCAAUACGCAGAAUCCUUUUGGCAAUGCCCUGGACUGGCUUGCUUGA